This is a messenger RNA of Striga hermonthica, 912 nucleotides long. NCBI's taxonomy places the organism in Eukaryota, Viridiplantae, Streptophyta, Magnoliopsida, Lamiales, Orobanchaceae. The record is from the annotation of a GenBank genome assembly.
AUGAUGUGGAUAAUCAGAUCGAUUAGGCGACCUCUGCUCCAGCUGCACCUGAACGCGGCGGCGAAUUUUUCCUCCUCGGCGGCGGCGGUGGAGGCGGAGAGGACCAUAAAAGAAGGGCCGAGGAAUAAUUGGGCCAGACAGGAAAUCAAAUCCAUCUACGAUUCUCCUGUUCUCGAUCUCCUCUUCCAUGCGGCUCAAGUUCAUAGACAUGCACAUAAUUUCAGAGAAGUGCAGCAAUGUACUCUGUUAUCUAUUAAAACAGGUGGAUGCAGUGAAGAUUGUUCCUACUGCCCUCAGUCUUCUAGAUACAAUACUGGGCUUAAAGCACAAAAGCUUAUGAGUGAAGAUGCUGUCCUUGAGGCUGCAAAAAAGGCAAAAGAGGCAGGCAGCACUCGAUUCUGUAUGGGUGCUGCAUGGAGGGACACCAUUGGAAGAAAGACCAAUUUCAACCAGAUUCUUGAAUAUGUAAAAGAAAUUAGGGGUAUGGGGAUGGAGGUCUGCUGCACAUUAGGUAUGAUAGAGAAACAGCAAGCUGUAGAGCUAAAAAAGGCUGGCCUUACAGCUUACAACCAUAAUCUUGACACAUCUAGAGAGUAUUAUCCUAACAUUAUAACCACGAGAACUUAUGAUGAACGCUUGCAGACCCUUGAGCAUGUUCGUGAAGCGGGCAUAAAUGUUUGUUCAGGAGGAAUAAUUGGGCUUGGCGAAGCAGAAGAGGAUAGAGUUGGAUUGUUACAUACACUGGCAACACUCCCUACACACCCAGAGAGUGUACCUAUUAAUGCACUUGUUGCGGUAAAAGGCACACCCCUCGAAGAUCAAAAGGUAUUCAUGUUAAGAUCAGCCAAUAUUAAACAUGUUCCACAAGAAGUAUCUCAUAUUUACUUAAUCUACUUGAGGAAAAGAGAGUAG